AUGCUCCACACUCUUUUGCUAUAAAUACCCUCACAUACAUUCCUUCACUCAUAAACAAACAUUCAAAUUUCAACAAUCAAAAACAAAUCAACAUGAAGUCUUCACAUCAUAUAUUCUUAAUCCUUUUCUUCAUUUCCUCACCCCUUUGUUACAUAAAUAUUUCCCUAGCACAAAACACCCCUCAAGACUUCCUAGAAGUACACAACCAAGCUCGAGAAGAGGUUGGUGUUGGUCCACUUCAUUGGAACAACACCCUUGAAGCCUAUGCCCAAGACUAUGCAAACAAGAGAAUGAAUGAUUGUGAGCUUGAGCACUCCAUGGGACCUUUUGGUGAGAACCUUGCUGAGGGUUAUGGUGAAAUGAAUGGCUCUGAUGCAGUGAAGUUUUGGAUAACUGAAAAGCCUGACUAUGACUACCACUCAAAUGCUUGUGUUCAUGAUGAGUGUUUGCAUUAUACUCAAAUUGUUUGGCGUGAUUCUGUUUAUCUUGGUUGUGGUAAGUCCAAAUGUGAGAAUGGUUGGGUGUUUGUGAUUUGUAGCUAUUCACCACCUGGCAAUGUUGAUGGACAACGACCUUAUUGAUGUUUCUUUCUUUUAUGUUUUUUUAAAGAAUAAAAUAACUUAGUAGCAUGCUUUGCUUGUAUUGUUUGUUUCCUCUUGUUAUGUUCUUAUUAAAUUAUAAUGUAUUUGUACCUCUUAAUUUGUAUACAUGUGUUUGAAGAAGGUUGAGAAUCAAUAUUAAAGAUCAAUUUCAUAUAUUUUCAUCUAAA
Molecule: messenger RNA, 769 nt
Organism: Vicia villosa (hairy vetch)
Lineage: Eukaryota; Viridiplantae; Streptophyta; Magnoliopsida; Fabales; Fabaceae
Product: basic form of pathogenesis-related protein 1-like
Exons: 1
Coding region: 93-581 (162 amino acids)
Cellular component (GO): extracellular region
Source: RefSeq, a predicted model, not a curated record